Messenger RNA from Candidozyma haemuli, 642 nucleotides. RefSeq lists its product as uncharacterized. Gene Ontology annotation, cellular component: SAGA complex; transcription factor TFIID complex; nucleus. Gene Ontology annotation, molecular function: promoter-specific chromatin binding; RNA polymerase II general transcription initiation factor activity. The transcript has a single exon. The coding region runs from base 1 to 642 and encodes 213 amino acids. NCBI's taxonomy places the organism in Eukaryota, Fungi, Ascomycota, Pichiomycetes, Serinales, Metschnikowiaceae. Gene Ontology annotation, biological process: transcription initiation at RNA polymerase II promoter. The record is from RefSeq and is a predicted model, not a curated record.
AUGUCAAGAGAAGAGUCAAAUAAGGCUGCAAUUAACGCAGAAAAUGGAGAAGUAGAUGAAGAGUUUAAUGAUGCUGAUUCCGAAUUAUUGCCACCUUCUGAAAAGCAAGAUUCUGUGGACAAAGACGAUGGUCAAGUCGCCGAUACAGCUACGGGGCCUUCGCUACACGAACUCCCCAACUUAACAAGAAAAGAUAAAACUCUUCAAGAAAUGCUUGAGCUAAUGGCUGGCGAUUUUCUGCCAAUUAUUCCAGAUGCCGUGACUGACUACUAUCUAGCGAGAAGUGGAUUCGAAACAGCCGACGUGAGGGUCAAAAGGCUCUUAGCUCUUGCCACCCAAAAGUUUGUGUCAGACAUUGCUCAAGAUGCCUAUGAAUAUUCCAGAAUCAGGAGCUCCUCUGCCGUCUACAACUCCGCUAAUCCCCAAGUCAGAGCUAAACAGCUUCUACAGGGCCAACAGUUUGCGAACCAGCAGAAUAGCGGAGCAGGUGGUGGUGUUGACAACGCCUCCGAGCAACAGCAACCCCAACUGCACUUUAAUGCUGGUCACCAACAAGGCAAAAUUGUUCUUACAAUGGAAGACUUGAGCAAUGCUCUCAGUGAAUAUGGUGUUAAUGCCUCUAAACCAGAUUUCUAUCGAUAA